Molecule: messenger RNA, 1320 nt
Organism: Drepanopeziza brunnea f. sp. 'multigermtubi' MB_m1
Lineage: Eukaryota; Fungi; Ascomycota; Leotiomycetes; Helotiales; Drepanopezizaceae
Biological process (GO): beta-D-galactose catabolic process via UDP-galactose, Leloir pathway
Cellular component (GO): cytosol
Molecular function (GO): UDP-glucose 4-epimerase activity
Source: RefSeq, a predicted model, not a curated record
AUGUCCGACUACGCAUCAUCCAGAGACUCCAGCCCCUGCCGCUCAGUGCGCAGCGCUUGCUCAGACAUCGUUGACACCCCCGACACCGCGCGGUCGGUCCUGUUCGAUGACCGCCUCGACGAGGAGUGGCAAGCUGACCCCGAGUACAUCCUGGUCGUCGGAGGGCUUGGAUACAUUGGAAGCCACACCUGCUUAGAGCUGUUGAAGGCCGGACAGAACGUCCUGAUCAUCGACAACCUGAGCAACUCCUACAACAGCGUGUUCGAGCGCAUCUCCUCGCUCGCAAACAAAUACCACGAGGAGCGAUGCCAGACCACCCCCCUGAUGCGAUUGUGCGAAGCCGACUACCGCAACGAGACCGCCAUCACCGACAUCCUCGGCGAAUACGUCAAGCCAAAUGGACCCAACGGCACCUACAUCGAGGGUGCCCCCAUGCAAUCCUCGAUCAAGGGCGUUAUCCACUUUGCCGCGUACAAAUCUGUCUCCGAGAGCAUCACCAACCCCCUGAAGUACUACUCCAACAACGUAGCUGGCCUCGUUGGCUUCUGCUCGGUGUUGAGCGACUUCAACAUCAAGACGCUCGUCUUCUCCUCUUCCGCGACCGUAUACGGCACCGUCGCCAACUCGGGUCGGCCCCUGCGCGAGGAGGACUGCACCCACCAGGCCGAGACCUUCGUCGACCAGGACGGCGCCGCCCGGACCACAGAAGGCGGGUGCACGGGCUUGACCAACCCAUACGGACGCAGCAAGUGGAUGUGCGAGGCGAUCCUCUCCGACCUGGCGCUAGCCGACCCCGACUGGACCAUUCUAGCUCUUCGCUACUUCAACCCCGUCGGCUGCGACGAGUCGGGCCUGCUGGGCGAAGACCCUCGCGGCGUUCCCACGAACCUCAUGCCCGUCGCCGUGCGAGUCAUGACGGGCGCCUCGGCUGAGCUGAAUGUGUUUGGCACGGACUACCCCACCCCGGACGGUACCGCGGUGCGCGACUUCAUCCACGUCACGGAUCUGGCCAACGGCCACGUAGCCGCGCUCUCUUCCGCCGCAGCGGGCCGCGUCUCCCGGGGCUUCCGCACGUACAACCUGGGCUCCGGCACCGGAUGCUCCGUAUACGAGGUCGUCGGCGCCUUGCAGGCCGCGUCGAAGAAGACAAUCCCCUUGAAGGUGUCGCCGCGCCGCGAGGGCGACGUGGGCAGCUGUGUCGCGAUGCCGUUGAGAGCGGAGCUCGAGCUGAACUGGAAGACGAAGAAGACGCUCACCACCUGCUGCAGGGACAUAAUGAAUUUCUUGGAUCUUUCAAAGGACGCGCCGGUGAUGGCUUAA